UUCUCUUCCUUUUUCUCUUCAAAAUCUGUCUCACUCACCUUUCUCUUCUUAGCAUCUCUGUUUGGUUGCCGAGAAAAUUAACCAGCUUCUAUUAAAAAUUACUUCUCAAACCUAGAGUUGUACCACCACUGUUUUCGGCUCACUUAUAUUAAAAACUAAUGAUAACAUAACUAACCCGUAAUCUCGUUUUUCUUCUCUUUUUCCUCUGUUUUCUCGGAGGAACCAAACUAGGGUUUUCAUUUUGGUGCUGAUUAUGAUGAAGGAUUAGUUCUGUGUUCGGAUACAAUAAACUAUUGUUUGCAGAUUACAGGGUUAUGAAUUUAGCUUUUUAACGUAAAACGAAUUUAUGUGGCACUUAAGUCCUGAAUUGGUUUAAUUAUUUAAUUUUAUUUUGGGUUUUUGGGGCUGUGUCUUAGUUGGUAGCAAAAGUUCCUUUUAGAUAGGUAAAUGAAGAUGAUUAGUGUAACUUCAAGUCUCAGUGUAUCAUCUGAGCUGAGACAAAUGGAUCUUGCACCCUUUGUUUCGUUCCUGGAAAAUUACAAGAGGAAUUGAAACACUUGAUGAUGGGUAAUGAUGUUCCGAAUGAGUGGAUGCUUGUUGAUAAAAGUUGUUCUUUUUUCCUCACUUAAAAAUGAAGUCCAUGGGAAAAAUUAUAAAUUGGAGUUCUAGAGUUUCUGGAGUGAAAACUAACUGCAGUGUGAGACUUUCCUUCUGUAAUGAUCUCUAAAUUCUAGUAUUGGACAUAUUGGAAAGUGCAGAGAUUGAGACCUUCAUUCAAGGCCCUUAAUUUGAUCGGGGUAGGUUUAGAAUCUGUAAAAGAAGUUUAAAUUCUAAUGUAAAUAAAGUUUUUUUUUCUUGGUUCUUUCUAACUGCAACAUUUGUGUAUUUAUCCCAACUUAUACUCAAAUUUACGUCAUUCCCAUAUGUAAACCAAACUGCCUGGAGCUUAAACUCAUCAUAUAGUGUAAACUCGAUAGAAGUUAGAGCCAAAUAUAGAGUAUAAUUAAUUCCUUUCGUAAUUUUCUCAUUACUUGCAUUUGACAGAUGUACUAAAUGUGAUUAUGAACUUAAGAUGUUGCUCUCUAGUUAUUUUGUGAAGCUAAUAUUCCCUCUACACUGUGGAUAGUUUCUGUCAUUGGCAGUAAUGGACCUAGCACUAAUGGACCCUUAUGGGACAAAUCCUGGACCAAUUGAUGGUUCAGUGCUUUAUGACCAGGAGAAGCAUGUGUCUUCAGCAGUUUGGGAUGGACAGGAGCGUGGUGCACUUAGAUGUCAUGAACACACUUCGAAGCUUGAUCAAUGGACACUCACGGAAAAGCAGAUUGAGUUGGUAGAUCAGGCUGGAUUUGGUUAUUUAAGAUUGAUUCCUGCAAUUAGUCUAGAUAACCCACUCAUUUCUGCCCUAGUCGAAAGGUGGAGGAGAGAAACGAACACUUUUCACCUGAAUGUUGGAGAAAUGACAGUAACUCUUAAAGAUGUUGCGCUAUUGCUUGGACUAGCUAUUGACGGAGAACCUGUUAUUGGAAUAACUCAUACCACCUGCAACUCCGUUUGUGAGAGGUAUCUUGGAAGAGCACCAGAGUCUAGUUAUACUAGUGGUGGAAUGGUGAAGCUAAGCUGGUUGAAAGAGUUCUUUUCCUAUUGUCCUGAAGAUGCACCACUUGAAGUGAUUGAGUGCCAUACACGUGCUUACCUCUUAUACCUUGUUGGAAGUACAAUAUUUUCCACUACCACUGGGAAUAAAGUCCCUGUCAUGUACCUUCCAUUGUUUGAGAAUUUUGACCUAUGUGGGAAAUAUGCCUGGGGGUCAGCAGCUUUGGCAUUCUUGUACAGGGCACUUGGCAAUGCCUCACUGAGAUCUCAAAGUACAAUUAGUGGCUGUUUAACACUACUACAGUGCUGGAGUUACUUUCACCUGAAUAUUGGACGACCAAAGCUCAACACUGAUUCAAUGCAUGAUCGUUUCCCUUUGGUGCUUAGCUGGAAGGGAAAACAAAGUGGGCCAACAACAAACCGUGAUGUAGUGUUUUACCGUAAAGCUCUGGAUUCGCUGAAAUCAUGCGACGUGGAGUGGCUUCCUUAUAGAAAUAUGGACAGUACAGUGAUUCCAGAAGAUAUCAAGAGUAAUCUAAUUUUAGGGAGGUCAAAAACAAUGCUAAUAUGCUUUGACAAGGCAGAAAGGCAUCUCCCAAAUCGUUGCCUAAGGCAAUAUGGCAUGUUUCAGUCAAUCCCAGAGGAUGUACAGCGAUGGGAGAGAAAGAGUCGUGGAGUUGAUGGUGGGGUUGACUUGUCGGGUAAAAUGGAAUCAGAGAUUAAUGAAUGGUUGGAACGUCGAUUUCAUAUUGUGGAAGGUGAUGAUGGUGCGGAUGAAAGUGAUUAUAUGCAGUGGUACCUGAGAAUUACGCGUAAGUUUGUAGGGAGGCCUAUAUCUCUCUCGUCUGAGUUUCAAAGAACGAAUGCCGGUUUGAGGGAGAUUGCACGCAUGGCAGAUACAUUCUCAACAAAUGGGUUGGACGAGGAACAAGUUGAUUUAAUUAAUAGUAUCAGGACUAUUGCGCAUGAAUGUUUGAGGGAUCAGGUUGGCGGUCCGUACAUAGUGUCAGCCACCCCACAAAUUGAAGUUGGGAAAAGGAUAAGAGGGAAGGAGAGGGUGAGAAGGAAAGGUACGGGAAAACGUUUGCGGAAGGAUGAUCCAGCACAAUAUAUUGCUGCUAGUGAGGAUGAUCAGUCUCAGUAUUGUGGUGCCACUGUCAGGGUUGAGCAGUUACCAUUACAUCAUCUACAUAGAGAGGAAGAUCAUUCACAGCUGUGUCCGGUUGAUAACGAGGUGACUGGUUUGGAUAUGAUCAAUGGAGAUGGUGAGGGUGAGAAUAUGCAGCUAUGCAAUGCUGACAUUGGGUUUGAUCAUUCAGAGCUAAGCCAUGAGGCUGGUGAGGAAGGUAAUGCUGAGCUAAUCCAUGCUGUUGUCAAGGUUGAUGACACACAGCUCUUUGAAGCAACCGGAAACAUCAACGACUCACAGCUUUGUGAUGUCAUGAACGAAGUCAAGGAAUCACAGUUUUCUGAUUCAGCUAAGGUGGUUGAUUCACAGAUUUGUGAUGCAACUAACGAGGUCGGUGACUCAGAGCUUCCUCAUGUUACCAGUGAGAGUGAUCGACAAACAUCUAAAGUGGAAGCAGAGGUUGUUUUAGAGUCUUCUCUUGAAACUCCUCAGGAUAUUGCACAACAGAGUAAAUGUAGUGUUGUAGUAUAAAGUAAAGGUGCUGUCAUGCAAUUUUUCUGAGGCAGCGCGAGGCUAACAAUACAAAUAUGCAGCUAGAUUAGUAGUAAAGUAAAAGCUCUUAACAUGUAUAAAGGCUGUGGAUUUUGGCUAGACAAUAAGAUACUUGUGAUCAUGUUGAUUAGUGUACUGUUUUCUGCUGUAAAAUUUCAGGUUUUUAUUGCAUCUGAUCUAUUUUGAUAA
Messenger RNA from Prunus dulcis (almond), 3463 nucleotides. Its product is annotated as protein MAIN-LIKE 2. The coding region runs from base 1145 to 3253 and encodes 702 amino acids. The record is from RefSeq and is a predicted model, not a curated record. The transcript is spliced from 6 exons. Lineage: Eukaryota; Viridiplantae; Streptophyta; Magnoliopsida; Rosales; Rosaceae. Gene Ontology annotation, biological process: meristem maintenance; meristem development.